CGCUGUCACCCGCCGCAGAGAGGGCACGGCGGGUGAGAUUAUGUGAUUGUCUCUGGAUAAAGCAUGCAGUCUGACUUCUUUUGUUUCAACGUUUGUCGCUAUUUUUUCAUCGAAAUGGUGAGUUUUCACAGAUUACCAAACGCCAAAUGAGACUUUUGUCGGAUUAAUCAGACGCGGAAGGACAGACGAUGAGAGUCGGAGGUGGAUUUCAGGGGGAUUUUGGUAGAUCGCAGCAGAACUUGCUCACAACAAGAAGGGGAGUCUGAGGUCGGCGCUCUGAGAUGGACCUGUCUGGAUCUUCACUCAAUCGCAGCCAAUCGCUGGCAAGCGGCCUGGAGAAGACUUCCCACACCUGGAACAAGCCAGCCCACUCUCAGAGCAGCAGCACUCUGUCAUCUCGCCACUCCAGACAGAUUAUCAAAGACUGGGAAGUAAUUGACGACCUUCAGGUUGAAAUGCAGGGAGCAGGUGACGAUCCUCAAGACAGGACCGCCCCGGGAAUCUGUGAAGGAUAUCUUCUCAAGAGGAGGAAAUGGCCACUUAAAGGCUGGCACAAGCGGUACUUCGUCUUGGAAGGAGGGAUCUUACGCUACUCCAAAAAUCAACAAGAUGUGGCCAGGGGACGAGUCCAGGGCUCGCUAGAUGUUAGCCUCGCAGUAAUAUCGAUAAACAAGAAAUCAAAUCGGAUUGAUUUGGAUGCAGGGGACUUUCUGUAUCAUAUGAAGGCAAAGAGUCAUGAACUCUUCUACAUCUGGGUAACCAAGCUACAAGCUCACCGCCUGUACAAGAAGAAUGAGGCGGCUCAUCUUCACAGCAGCGUCCUCCACACUUUGUCCCUUCCCACUGCGGCUGAACAAGCUCAGAGAAAUGGAGAUUUGAGCGCCACGGGGACGGCAGAUUCAGCUGGAGCGUCAGGCGUGCUGCCGUCAGCUAACACAGCCGUGAACACGAAGGUGUCUGCCUGGCUGCAACAAAGCCACAAUCCUGACAUCUGUCUGUCCUCAAGUCACCUGAGCAACUCGGCCCACCUCGGUGCAUCGGUCCCGUGUAUCCCCGACUACGUGUACUCUCAGCUCUCCCCUUCCACGGUCAAUUCGCCCGAAGGGAAGAAAAUCCAACAGGACAUCUACGCUAUGUCUCAACGAGUGCUCAACUCUCUGAAGUCGGUGCAUGAGACUCUGUCCCAGGAGAGGCAGAAGCUGCAGGCAGUCUGGGACGCUAACAACAUGCACCAGUCUAACACAUUAGCUCAGCCUGAGGCAGUGAGGCGUUCAUCCCAAGGACCUCCUUCGGUGGCAGACUCGGCUGCAGAAUAUUUUGAUGCCAGCGAUGACAUCCUGUGGGGCAGCUCCUCUGAGGUGUCUGAUGAAUCCGGACUAAGCGACGGAAGCACCACCAAUUCUGAGCCGGAGGAAGGACACACAUCAGCGACCCGGAAGUACCGUGCCAGCAUUUCCAGGACUCCCAACACUGUUGUUCCCAAGAGCACUGGACGUCGAACAAAACUGCCUGUUCACUGUCCUGACAACAGCCACGUGGGGCUCGUGGCCAUACUCUAUAACAACAUAGGUAAAGACUUGGCUCGCGUGUCCAUGCCAGCUGUUCUCAAUGAGCCCAUUAACCUGCUGCAGAGGCUGUGUGAAGAGCUGGAGUACAGUGAGCUGCUGGAUACUGCCAACAACACAUCAGACCCCUACCAGAGGAUGGUUUACAUUGCUGCUUUCGCUAUCUCUGGCUACUCCACUGCGACGUUCAGGAACCGCUACAAGCCCGUUAACCCGAUUCUGGGGGAGACCUACGAGUGUAUCAGAGAGGACCGAGGUUUCCGCCUCAUCAGUGAGCAGGUCUGCCACCAUCCUCCCAUCUCUGCCUGCCAUGCUGACUCAGAGAACUUCUCCUUCUGGCAAGACCAGCGAUGGAAAAAUAAAUUCUGGGGGAAGUCGCUGGAGAUCCUGCCAACAGGAAUGGUAAACGUGACUCUGCCGAGGUAUGGUGAACACUAUGAGUGGAACAAAGUAGCGACUUGCAUCCAUAACGUCUUCAGCCAGCAGCGCUAUCUGGAGCAUUAUGGAGAGGUCGUCAUCAAAAACCUCAAAAGUAACAUCUGCACAUGCAAGAUUACUUUUGUCAAGUCUCGUUAUUGGGGUUCUGAAACGAAUAAGAAUGAGGUUCAGGGCGUGGUGUUGGACCAAAGUGGGAGUGCCAUUCACCGGUUUGGAGGUCUGUGGCAUGAAGGCAUCUUCUGUGACACUCUUCCGACUCCAAAAUGCAUCUGGAAGCCAAAUCCACAGCCAAAGGAUUACCUGCUGUACUAUGGUUUCUCCAGCUUUGCCAUGGAGUUGAAUGAACUCCCUUCAGACUUGAAGCCUCUUCUGCCUCCUACAGAUACGCGCCUGCGUCCAGACCAAAGAAUGCUGGAGGAUGGAAGGGUGGAUGAAGCUGACAAAAAGAAGGACGAGAUUGAAGAAAUGCAGAGAGAGUGGAGAAAAGAGCUCGCCAAAAGGGGUGAAGUGUGUGUUCCACGUUUUUUCAAGAGAUCCAAAGAUUCCUCUGGACGGGACGUGUGGUUGACAAACGGGACUUAUUGGAAACUUCGAGAGAAUCCAGGGUUUGCUAACCUUGAAAACUUAACUCUGUGGUGAUGAGAUGAGACUGCAGAAAUGAGUGGACAAAACCACAUGAAAGGACGAGAUCAGUGGAUAUUCAGCCGUGGAUAUUCUCGACAGCACGUAUGAACCACUCGGAGAGUGAAGAUAGUGCUGCGGAUCUGUUCUUGAUUCUUCUGCACACCCGUGACUGGCUCAUGGGAAUCUUCAGAUACCCAACAAACAUUAAU
This is a messenger RNA of Neolamprologus brichardi, 2836 nucleotides long. Lineage: Eukaryota; Metazoa; Chordata; Actinopteri; Cichliformes; Cichlidae. The record is from RefSeq and is a predicted model, not a curated record.